Messenger RNA from Solea senegalensis (Senegalese sole), 2449 nucleotides. RefSeq names its product glucagon receptor b (gene gcgrb). The transcript is spliced from 14 exons. Gene Ontology annotation, cellular component: plasma membrane. The coding region runs from base 400 to 1986 and encodes 528 amino acids. Lineage: Eukaryota; Metazoa; Chordata; Actinopteri; Pleuronectiformes; Soleidae. The record is from RefSeq and is a predicted model, not a curated record. Gene Ontology annotation, biological process: cell surface receptor signaling pathway; adenylate cyclase-activating G protein-coupled receptor signaling pathway. Gene Ontology annotation, molecular function: glucagon receptor activity; gastric inhibitory peptide receptor activity; peptide hormone binding.
UGAUUGUCAAAAGCUUGACAGGAGGGAGCGCGGAGCACUAACAGCGGGGCAUUCCGACGCUUCAGCCCAUCACUCUGCAGCUGGAGCGAGUUUUCAUCCACUCAAGUGAUUUAGAGAAACAAGAAGAGACACACAGAUAAAAGGCAUCUUACUUGUCAAGACUUUCUUUCUUUCUUUCUUUCUUUGUCACGGUCAUGCGCUCUGGCUGCGCGCUCUGGACUCAACCUGUGGUGAUGGGUCGCGUCAGGAGAUGAGGAUCGGGCAGCGUGGGGAGCAGGGGCGCAAAAGAAAGUCUGGACGCGAAGGUCACAUGGUGAGAUAAGGCUGAGACUGCCUCAUGUGUUGGGCCUCCUCUGAACUCUGGUCCCCACUGACCGCCCUCCUCCCAGCAUCAGUGGGAUGUCCCAGGUGUGUCUCCCCUUGGCCUUGCUCAUGCUCUGCAGCUGUGCAAAGGUUUUCUCUACUAACUCCCUUGAGCUUGUGAAGGAGAAGUGGAGCAGCUACAAAAACCAGUGCCUGGACUACUUCAACACCACGCCCUCGUCUACAGGGCUGGUGUGUAAUAGGACCUUUGACCUUUACGCCUGCUGGCCCGAUGGACUCCCAGGAACCACUGUCAAUGUCUCUUGCCCAUGGUUUCUGCCAUGGUACCGUAAAGUCCAACAGGGUAUGGUCUACAGACUCUGCAAAGAAGAUGGCCAGUGGGCAAAGAAGAAUACCAGUGAAUGUGAGGAUGACCCCGGUGAGCAACAGUACGGACGGCUCCUCAGUCAGCUACGGAUCAUGUACACAGUCGGCUACUCUCUGUCCCUGGGAGCUCUGCUACUGGCACUGGGAAUCCUCAUCACCUUCAGGAAGCUCCACUGUAUGAGGAACAACAUCCACAUGAACCUGUUUGCCUCCUUCAUCCUGAGAGCAGUGUCCAUCCUGGUCAAAGACGCCCUGCUCACCCUCACCCUGGACCCCAGGAGCAACAGUGACACGCGGACACAAGCCUGGGUUAGCAUACCGGCUGUGAUGUGGUGUCGCAGUGCCAUGGUGAUGAUGCAGUACAGCGUGAUGGCCAACAAUUAUUGGCUGCUGGUGGAAGGCAUAUACCUGCACAGUCUGCUUGUCAUCACAGUGUUCAGUGAGAGGAGGUACUUCUUCAUUUAUCUGGCCAUCGGCUGGGGUGCGCCGCUCAUAUUUGUGGUACCCUGGAUUACGGUGAAAUAUCUCUAUGAGAAUGAGGAGUGCUGGGAGAGGAAUAUUAACAUGGGAUACUGGUGGAUCAUCCGCUCCCCUAUACUGUUUGCUUAUCUGAUCAAUUUCUUCAUAUUCAUCCGAAUAAUAAAAAUUCUGAUGUCGAAACUCAGAGCUCAUCAGAUGAGAUACACUGAUUACAAGUUCAGACUGGCAAAGUCCACUCUCACUCUAAUCCCACUGCUGGGGAUUCACGCCAUCCUCUUCACCUUUGUCAUUGACGAGUCAGUUCCCAAAGGCUCCAUGCUGCGCCUCAUUCGCCUCUUCUUUGACCUCCUGUUUAAUUCCUUCCAGGGUCUGCUCGUUGCCAUCCUCUACUGCUUUGUCAACAAAGAGGUACAGUCUGAGAUGCUGAAAAUGUGGAAGAGGUGGAAGCUGGGUAAGGACAUUGACGAGGAGUACCGCCACACCCACAGCCAGACGCCGCACGUCAAGGGUGGCAGCAUCGCUGCCGGCAACCUGAUGACUGCCGACGACCCCAGCGGUGACUCACCUCGCCUCAGCAAAACUGACAAGGGCCCAUCCUGCUCCGUCGCACCGGAGGAGAACCGCCGACUGGUUGUCGCCUACAGCAACGGCUCUGGGAAGGGCCGCUUCACCAAGGGCAAACACUCCCUGCACUUCUCUUUCAUGCCACACCGAGGCCCCACCAGCCAUGCCAGCACCACCACAGAGGAUGUGUGUCUGGAGGAGCGGGCCCAGAGUCACAUAAACGCUCUGAAAGCAGAGGAGACGAAUGUCUGAGGACAAAGCUGAGAUCAGUGUUUAUCAUGCACCAAGAGGACAUUUGAAACAAGUGUUUAUAGGUUUUGGGACAUGGAGCAAGAAAGCACUUAGUGACUUAAAAAUAUCAGGACUGACUGAGCUAUGUAUGAUGUUUUCAAGUAUUUUGAAAUAUUUUAAAUAUAUAAAAUAAAAUAUAGCUCAUAAAACAGCUAAAAAGUAAAACAAAUAAAGAAAUAGUCCUAUAGUCCUUUUUCCAUCAAUGGCCAAAUUUGCUUUAAUCAAUCCUAUGAUAGAUGGAGCUGAGUAUGAAAGACAAUUAGUCAAGUGUGUGUAUCAGUAGGACUUGUCGGCAGUGCCUACUUUCAGCAGUGUUUGUCUUCUGUUUUGAUCGUGUGAUCCUGACCCUGCCCACGUCUCUUCAUAAUUAUGUGCCGCUGUUGCCAUUUUCUGCCAUUGUGUUGCUUUUUUUUGCGGUACUCUU